AUGGCUCCAACUUCAAUUAUUAAUAAACCAGAGGAUAUUCAAUCCUUCAAAGCUGAAAAAAUAGCUGCAUCAAAUGAACAAGAUUUCAAUGAAUUAGUUGAAAAAUUAGCUUCAAUUAAACCAAUAGGUUGGGCAAAAUCAAACAAGCAACCAAUUACAGGACAUGAUCCAGUUUGGGCUGAUAGAUUACCAGAAACUACAAAAGAAAGAUUUGCGAAACAUGGAGUAGAUAUUUCAAAAGGUUAUCCAUAUAUUCCAACAACCGACAAAAUUCCCAAAUUUGUUGAUGAAGCUUUUGCUAUUAGAAAUGAAGAAUAUCCUUAUAUUGAUCGUGGUUCAAAUGCUGAUCCUGAAAAAAAGGCAUUAUUCGAUGCUGCAACUGAUAUUAUUCAUUUAACUCCUUAUAUUGGUACUGAAAUUGUCGGUUUACAAUUAUCUGAAUUAAAUGAUAAACAAAAAGAUGAAUUGGCUUUAUUAAUUGCUGAAAGAGUUGUUGUAGUUUUCAGAGAUCAAGAUUUAUCACCACAAAAACAAUUAGAAUUAGGUCAUUAUUGGGGACAAGUUGAAGUACAUCCACAAGCAGCUCGUGCUGGUGAAAAUUUAGAUGGUGUUACAACUAUUUGGCAAGAAUAUCAAAAUGAAAGAAAUGGUUUGAACUUAACUUUUAAAAGAUCAAAAUUAGGUAAUUCAGCAUGGCAUAGUGAUUUAGUUCAUGAAAAACAAACAGCAGGAAUCACACAUCUUCAUUUGGAUUCUUUCCCAAAAGAUGCAAGUCCAGGUGGAGAGACUACUUGGUCAAGUGCGUACGGAGCGUAUGAUAAGCUUUCUCCAGCCUUCCAAAAAUUCUUGGAUGGUAAAACUGCAAUUUAUAGAAGUGCUCAUUAUUAUUUAGAUCGUGAAAGACCAUUAUUUGGACCAAAACAUAUUGAAAGAGAACAUCCAUUAGUUAGAACAAACCCAACAACUGGUUGGAAGCUGUUAUUCGUUAAUAGAUCAAUGACUGAUAGAAUUGUUGGUUUAUCAAAAGAAGAAAGUGAUUUAAUUUUAAAUUAUUUAUAUAAUGUUAUUGAAACAAAUAGAGAUAUUCAAGUUACUGUAAAAUGGUCACCAUUUGAAGGAGAGAAAAUCAAAUCAGGAAAGAAAGGCUAUAGUGGUACAUCUGUUUUAUGGCUUAAUAGUGCAAGUAAUCAUAGUGUUAUUCAUUCAAAUGAAUCUAUUAAAGGUCGUCAUGGUACUAGAGUUACUUCAUUAGCUGAAGUUCCAUAUUUUGAUCCAAAUUCAAAAAGUCAAAGGGAAGCUUUAGGUUUAUCCUUAGACUAA
Lodderomyces jiufengensis is the source of this 1320-nucleotide messenger RNA. RefSeq names its product TauD/TfdA dioxygenase family protein. Lineage: Eukaryota; Fungi; Ascomycota; Pichiomycetes; Serinales; Debaryomycetaceae. The record is from RefSeq and is a predicted model, not a curated record. The coding region runs from base 1 to 1320 and encodes 439 amino acids. Gene Ontology annotation, cellular component: cytoplasm. The transcript has a single exon. Gene Ontology annotation, molecular function: 2-oxoglutarate-dependent dioxygenase activity.